CACCAAAACGACCAUUUCGAGGUAGCUAUCAAUUUUCAUUGAAUCUUAGCAAGACCUUCGACAUGUUUGGUUGGAUCAAUGAUUGUACAGAGUGCUUGGUCUUGACCAAGUUUGGUGAAGAAACCUGGCAGCAGAUCAAAGAAAAGGCUGGCUGCGAAGUCGAGGACGGUGGAUUCUUGCGAUACAAGUAUUAUCCCGACAGUGAUACUGUGCAGUUAGUAGUCGCCGCCUCAGAAGUGUUGGGGAUAGAAGUUGACGAUGUUCUCUUUGCCUUCGGUGACUAUUUCAUCGAUUAUGUCCAAGAGAAUGGAUAUUCCAACGUUCUGAAGUGUCUAGGCUCUAAUUUACGCGAUUGGCUGUCCAAUUUGAACUCGCUGCAUGAUCAUUUACAGGCAUCUUACCCGAAGGGUUUUGUGGCUCCUGUCUUCUGGAGUGAAGAUGACGAAGCAUCGAGCAAAUGCGCCAUCCUUGUACACUAUUACUCGCAUCGUGGCUCCCUCCUUGUUCCUCUCGUGGUAGGAAUAAUCAAGAAAGUUGCUCGAGUUUAUUUUGAUAUCGAGAUUGAAAUGGAUCAAUUGCAAUUACAGGACGAAAACGAAGCCAAACAUACUUCUUGGCGCAUCACAACGGUAGAUCCCCUCAAAACUGCAAUAUUGCGUGGGGAAAAAAUACGCACUAGCGCCGAAAAACGUAGAGGACACGAAACAUUUGAUGGGGAAGAAACAAUCAGUACAUCCACAAGUACAGCUUCUCAAAAUCGAUACUUGAAUGCAUUCAGAACAGGAGGUAAUGUAGCUUCUGAUCUAAGAGCAGAGGAAUUCGUUAAACGCCACUUCUACAACGCUAGCUGUGAGCUUUACCAUGCAUUGACGUUGGAACAGUACAUAUAUUUAUCGAAGUACUGGAAAGUCAAUGAAAACGAAGAGGAAAAAUUUUGUUACGAAGUUUGGUCCCUACAAGACGACGAUCCGAGCACUUGGGCAUCGCUCGAGGAUUUACCAUCCAAGUUGCUCCCCGAAAUGAUCACCAAGAACAAAUAUUUUGGAGGUAUGGUUCCAAAAACAGGAAAAUAUCCUCCGGGCGAAGAUGGCAAACCUCAAUCAGUUCCACCACUUAUUUCUGUGGUGAAUGGUAUCACCGGAAAAUCAAAGAAUCUUGUGGUAAAAAAGGAUGAAUCAUUGUCACUUGAAGACGGAAUUUAUAAUCAUCCGGAUAUGGAAGGGGCUGGAGUCAAAGAGUUUCCUCCUGGUUGGCAACAACGCAUAGUUGCUGGAGAAGUUGAAAUCCAAUGCGAUGUUUGGAACGAAGAAACGGACGACUCGUACCACUCCUUCUCACUGGAAGAUCUAAAGACUGCGUCAACUAAGCAACUGUACGACUUGGUCCCCAUGUCUCCUGAUCCCAUUAAAAUUGUUUUGCAAUGUCAGGAGGCUGUUGAAGUUGAUGAGGAAUGGGAAGAUAUUUAAGAAUAUAUGGCAAAUCGGAUGAAGAGAAAGCAAUUUUUGACUCGACAAUCUCGAAAGAGAUGGUGUUAUGAGUGCCUGAGAGAAUAUGGCUCGAAAGUAAAAUGCAAUUGGUAUU
Molecule: messenger RNA, 1581 nt
Organism: Pseudo-nitzschia multistriata
Lineage: Eukaryota; Bacillariophyta; Bacillariophyceae; Bacillariales; Bacillariaceae
Source: the annotation of a GenBank genome assembly